Clonostachys rhizophaga is the source of this 1725-nucleotide messenger RNA. NCBI's taxonomy places the organism in Eukaryota, Fungi, Ascomycota, Sordariomycetes, Hypocreales, Bionectriaceae. The record is from the annotation of a GenBank genome assembly.
AUGUCUGACGAUGGCAAUCACUCGGCGACAGACAUCAUCACCUACAUUGGUGUGCCCCUGGCCGUGUUAGGAGUCCUGCCGAUCCUGUACAACACAUUCGCAACCCUCGUCUCGCUGUCGCGCAUCAAGCGCAUGCUGCGGCGCAGCCGCCUGCCCGCCCUGACGAGGAGCGACAUCGUGAACCGCAUCAUCGAGAUCGAGCUCCCGCGCUACGCCGUGAUGCCCCUCGACCGCUUCCAGGACCGCGCAAAGUACUGGACCCUAUCAAACCACCCCAGCCCCAUACCCGGCGGCACCUGGACCACCUUCAACUGGCGGACGCACUCCAUCGGGAUCAAGAACCAGCGCGUCGAGUACGCCGACCAGGUGCGCCAGCCGCAGGUCGACAUCUCCUUUGACGAGCUGGUGUGCUACCUGCUCGACCUCGGCGCCGUGGCGAACCCGCAUGGGUGGAAGCUGCUGCGUUCGACGGGGCUCUGGACGCCUGUGGGUUGCUGCUUGAUGACGUCUCCCGAUGGGAAGGAGGACGCGCUCACCAUAGCCCCGUCGGAUGAUGCGGAUGGGAACCUCUCCCUGGCUGUUGCGUGGUCCAGCUCUUGGAUCACGAGAGAUUAUGCCACCCUGCCGCCGUACUGGGUGCGUCUGCCGCCACCCCCGGUGAAGGAGCCGGCGGUGGAAGAAGUGCAAGCAGAAGGUUCACAACCGGAGAGCUCUGCAGCACCUGAGUACGAAUCUCGACCCGGCUCGGAAAAGGGCCUGACGAAGGAUGAGGCUUCAAGGGGGAACUCGAUCGAGUUGGACUCUAUCCAGAAUGGGAAUCGCGCCAGUGCCAACAAGGCCAUCACUUGCCAGAUUUCCCUGUCCGGUAUUGUCAGCGCGCUUACACAGCAAGAGUUCUACAGCAACCAGAGCACGCCGAAUCUCGACAGCCUCUACAUUGACCAUCUCCGCAUCACGCCCGGCAAGUCGAACGGGGUAUGGUUCGCCAGCGCGGCGACCGCCCUGGGAACGUCCAGCCAGACUAUUCUGUGGAAUUACAAGAUCCCGGACGAGAUUCUGUACUUUGCGAGGAAGGAGACGGUGCCCUGCGGCGUGCUUGAGGUCAUCGGCAUGGUUGACGAGUCAGAUACGCCCGAGUGGGCAACGAAACACCAUGACUACGGAGCGUCACUUGACCAGUUCACGAGGCAGCGCCAGCAGCAGCAGGCUGCGAUGGCUGCUGAGGCUCGUAUGGCCCCGGCCCAGCGGGAGGCUGCGGCGAGAGACAGGAUGCGUCAGGAAAACGAGCAGCGCAUGCAGGAUAUGCGAGAUAAGCUGAGAACGCAACAACAACGACGAGACCAGCGCAUGCUCGAGGCCCUACAGAGCCCCAAAUGGGACGGGAAACUUGUCGCCGAGCACUGCUUUCGCUGGCUCAAGCAUAGGAACUGCUGGGAUGAAAAGUCGACGGCGAAGGACGUGGCAGGGUUCUUGUUGCACAAGAUGGUCCUCGAUGGGGAGUUCUCCUCCGAACUAUGCCGCAUGUUGGAUAGGUGGAAGGCUUGGGGUGAAGUUGGAGGCAUGAAGAAGGACGAUUACCUGUUUCUCCAGGAGAAUCAAACAAUGUUUUCCAACGCCGCCCUUCUGGUUGCUUUGAUUCGGGAUACGUCGGUGGCGGCGGAAGGGACUGUCUCGAUGGAUCUACAGGAGUGUCUACGGAUGUGGAAGAAGGUUAGGCUUGGCUAA